This is a messenger RNA of Leptidea sinapis, 2364 nucleotides long. It is a transcript of the gene Ccdc85, whose product is annotated as coiled-coil domain-containing protein 85C-B. The record is from RefSeq and is a predicted model, not a curated record. The transcript has a single exon. Lineage: Eukaryota; Metazoa; Arthropoda; Insecta; Lepidoptera; Pieridae. Bases 354 to 1592 code for a protein of 412 amino acids.
UCGGCGGAUGGUAACACGCGCAUCGUGUGCGCUCGUCAACUCUUACCAAACAAACACACAUUAUAAACAUAACCUCGCGAAAACAAUAUCGAAAAGUGAUUGCCGUUGACUCUACUUAAUAAUGCAUUCAGUGUUGAAUACGGUGAAAAGUGUUUAGUGAGUUUAUAUAUUGUAUAGUGUACGGCCUACGUCUUGGUCGCGGCACAGCCUACACAAGUACACGGUCGGCCGCGUUCCGCGUUCCCCACCAUUCAUUCAAGGCUCAAUCGUUGAACUCAUGUUGCCUCAACAAUUGCACGAACGCAAUCGUGAUGUAGAAAUGUUAAUGUAUAAGUGUGAUACACGGUUUGUUGAUGACUGCUAACGAGUUGACCUCAACAAUGUCCAGCAGCCAGAAUGCGGACCAGUUCAAUAAACACAAACAACAAGUAGGCAAACAGGCGCCGGAACCGGUCAGCUUUCCACCGCGCUAUCACCCACCACCUGUCGCUGCGGGCUCCAAGCAAACCACUAUAGAAACAUCUGCUAAAGAGUUCAAGCAACCAUAUGCUGGUAAAGCACCGUUAGAUCAAAAGUUUCACUAUCCCUACAAUAUUCAAGGCGUACCAACGGCAUACCCGGGCCUUUCAUACCCACCUUAUUUACAGGGAUACCCAAUCGGAUACCCUGUGCCGCCUGCUGCUUUGCGCAUGCAGCGACCACCAGGGGAGAUAGUUACUAAAGCACUUGUGCACGAGCCUGUUGAAAGUACUGCCAGGGCGAGAAGUGCUGACGAUACACAACGUCUGCAAAGGAAUUUAGAAGAGGAACAAUUACAUAGAAGGUCAGCGGAUAUGCUUAAGUUUACAAAGCGUGUCGAACCGGAGGGUACCCGACAGUCGACAGAUCAAAGACGUCACAUUCAAUCACUGAUAGAUGAAAUCAAAGCUUUGAAGGAAACCAAUCGUCGGCUCAGUGAAGAUAACCAAGAACUACGUGAUCUAUGUUGCUUUUUAGAUGACGACAGACAAAAGGGACGCAAGUUGGCACGAGAGUGGCAAAGAUUCGGAAGGUACACUGCAUCAGUAAUGCGACAGGAAGUGUCAGCUUAUCAAAACAAGCUGAGAGAACUUGAUGAUAAACAACAAGAGCUCAUUCGAGAUAACUUAGAGUUGAAGGAAUUAUGCCUUUACUUAGAUGAAGAAAGAGAUAGAGGAACAUGUGUAAGUUGUGGAAGGGCGAAUGGAAGGGAAAGAGACGAAGGAGACGGAAGCAGUAGCGGAACUAAUGCUGAAGAAGUAUCAAGGCCGCCUCCCUCGAACAUAUCAAUAACACAUCCUCAAUUAGCCGAGCGUACCGUUCAAUACGUUAAGGACCUGGAGCAAAAAGUGCGGCGAUUAGAGGCUGAGAAGGGCUUAGGAACGGGGUUCAAUGAAAGACCAGAAGCAGUUGUGCGAGCUUUGCAGGUUUUGGAGGUCAGAGAACAAGUGGAGAGAGAACGAAGAAGACCAGCACCUGACCUAGAUACUGGUGAGCAAGCGUUAGUGAGGGAGAUGUGUAAUGUUGUCUGGGGGAAAUUAGAAGACUGUCCGCCACAGGCCCCGCCGCGCUGAUACCAGUUACAACGGAAUCAUUGCAGGAAUUUAUUAUGCUACUUCCUUGCCCAUUGAAAAGUGAGUGAAAACCUGUUUAGUAUGCAGUGGUCGGUUGGUACUCAAUCCAUUGAGGUCGAACAGUCCAAGUGGCUCAACGUGACCUACAGAACUCAAUAUAACCUGACCUUGAUCGCAGUUAUUUGUGUUGUUCACCGCAGAGCUAAGUUAUUAUUUCUAAACUAUGGCUAUAGGCUACAGAGACGGUUCCAGUCUGCGAGAAAAUAUAUGACUUCAAAACGUGUAUCAGUAACUUUAAAGUACAAAUUAUUUAUUAAUUUACCUAUCAAGAAGUUUUUCUUUUAAUUUAUUUUAGUAUUGUGACUUAUCAAACAGAUUAUUAUUUGUAAGUUGUAGAUAUGUGGUGAAUAAGUGCUAUGAUUUUCAUAUUCCUAGUAGGUUUCACACAGAACAGUCUUAAACCAAAUAACCAAAUAAUGAAGACUAUAACAUUAAAUAUUUUAACCAAAUAUACAUGAGAAAUUAUGAAGUAAAAGCACGAUUUCACAUACAGGGUAAGAGAAUGAGGCUAAACUAAUUGUAGAUGUAAUUCUGUGACUAUAUUAAUAACUGGUCUACGGACUUCUAAAAGACGUACAUCUCAAUUAUUUGUGUGUUCUGUUUUGCAUCUGAAAUUCAUCCGAAGCCUAUUGAAUGUUUAUAUAAAUUUUAAUUUAAGUAAUUAUUGUUAAUUUAUUUGAUGACUUGCCGAAUUAAAUAUUAUGACGUUUUA